CUACAUUUCCCGUGAGUCGGGAGCGUUCCCGGCGGAAGUGCACGUGCUCGCCGAACGGAGGGGAAAGCGACUGGGGCCGGCAGGUAAACAGCGCGCCGGGCUGGGGACUCCCCGCCCGGAAAGCGAGGCCGCGGGUGCAGCUAGUGUGAAGCAAUGGCCAUCCUGUUUGCUGUUGUUGCCAGAGGCACGACCAUCCUUGCCAAACAUGCCUGGUGUGGAGGAAAUUUCCUGGAGGUGACGGAGCAGAUCCUGGCAAGGAUACCAUCAGAGAACAACAAACUCACCUACUCACAUGGAAAUUAUCUAUUUCAUUAUAUCUGCCAAGACCGGAUUAUAUACCUAUGUAUCACAGAUGAUAACUUUGAACGUUCCAGAGCCUUCAGUUUCCUGAAUGAAAUCAAAAAGAGAUUUCAGACUACGUAUGGUUCAAGAGCACAGACAGCACUUCCAUAUGCCAUGAACAGCGAAUUCUCCAGUAUCUUGGCUGCACAGCUGAAACACCACUCGGAGAACAAGGGCACUGAUCAGAUGGUGGAGACACAAGCCCAGGUUGAUGAACUUAAAGGAAUCAUGGUCCGAAACAUAGACCUGGUGGCUCAAAGAGGAGAGAAGCUGGAGCUGCUGAUAGACAAAACUGAGAAUCUAGUGGAUUCAUCUGUCACAUUCAAAACUACCAGCAGGAACCUGGCCAGAGCCAUGUGUAUGAAGAACCUCAAGCUUACCAUCAUCAUCACAGUAGUAUCGAUUGUGGUCAUCUACAUCAUUGUGUCAGCUGCCUGCGGGGGGCUUACAUGGCCCAGCUGUGUGCAGAAGUAAACAGAUGGCCUGUGCUGAUCAGCCAAGGAUGAGAGCACAUGAGUGUGUGCGAAGGAGCAACCCACAAAAUAACUUGUCUUUCACUACUGACACAUCAUUCUUCCAUCCUUCCAGGACUUCAUACUUCUCUUUGCCUUAUCACCUCCAGUGGCCCCAAGUCACUGCCUCAGUGCAGUUUCAGCCUCAACGAAGAGCUGUUUUAAAACAACUUGAAGGGAUUUUGUUUUUGUUCUUUUGUCUUAACUGCAGCUUCUCAGCUGGGCAGGCAGUGAGGCUGGCUCCAGAGGGUAUGUGCAUGCUUCUCUGUGUGUGUAUGUACAGCUUUGCACUUUAAUGGAAGUGUGCUAAGCAGAGAACAGCAUUGCUAGUGCCUCCAUCUCUGCAUGAGGAGUGGGGCUGGAGAGCUCAAGAUGGGUCAAUGAAGGUAGGCAGAGUGAUGAAAGUCCAUUUUGCUGCCACUAUAUUGGGAUCUAAUUAACAUCUCCUCCCUACAUGUUUGGUCCACAAAGUGAUGCAUUAUGUAGGGUUCAAUGCUUACUUGUUCAGGGGCCACUAAUGCAAACAUGGGUUGAGGUCACAAAUAGAAUGGCACAGUAGAUGUUAAGAUCCCUCAAAGGCAUAGGCCCCUCCUGGAGACACAUCUCCCUCUUCAAUAAUGAACCCUUUUCUCCUUUGGGGAAUCUCUUUGGACAGCUGUACAGAUGGGGGGGAUUGAGUGGGCAUGUUGAAAUGACUCCUCUUUCACCCCAUCUUCUGCUCAGCUCCCCUACUUUGUGACUAAGUUAAUAGAGUAAAGAUGAUGAUUGUGAUAAACUUGGCUGCUGUUUGUCAUUGUGUUUUAAGUAUCGCUUCUGUCCUGUAUGUUUAAUCGUCCCCCACUCAAAAUAAACUUACAGCAAGUGCUUAUUACUCAA
This is a messenger RNA of Caretta caretta (loggerhead turtle), 1730 nucleotides long. RefSeq names its product vesicle associated membrane protein 7 (gene VAMP7). Lineage: Eukaryota; Metazoa; Chordata; Testudines; Cheloniidae. Gene Ontology annotation, cellular component: SNARE complex; membrane. The record is from RefSeq and is a predicted model, not a curated record. Gene Ontology annotation, molecular function: SNAP receptor activity; SNARE binding. Gene Ontology annotation, biological process: endosome to lysosome transport; exocytosis; vesicle fusion.